AAAAUAUCAGAAGCUAGUUAUGGUGCAUAAACGAACUGAACAGGAGAGGGAGGAAAAAAGAAAAAAGCAAAAAAAUAAAAAUGAAAUCAAAGCAUAAUCAAAUUAGGGUCUUUGGCCAGCGAUCUAUUCCUUCUUCAUUCAUCUUUGGAUCUUCAAAUUCUGCGAAGGAUUCAAAGGACGAUUUGCAAAAGAAGGGUCUAAACAAGAAUUCAAGCAUUUCACUCUCUGAUUUCCUUGACGAGAAGCUGCAAACUAAUUCUGUACUACCGAAAAUAGUUAAGGGGAAGUCAAGGCCUUUUAAGUCACCUGUAGGUCCUAAGGACGAUGGUGGGUCUAUCGAUCAUUGGAUUGCGAUAAAAAAGAAAGAGAAAGAAACGAAUUCUGUUGUUGAUCAAGUGAUUUUUGAGCAGUUUAAGCACACUAGUGCUGACAAAGUAGAUGGCAUAGGUUCAUGUGCUGAUGGUAGAGGUGCUGCUGAUGGUGCAAUAGGGACGUCCAGCGCAUUAUUGGGUAUUGGUUCAUCUCAUGUUCUUGAAAUAGGAACUUCUAAUUCAAAUAAUGAGCAAGAAACAAGAAAAAGGAGGAACCCCUUUGAAGACGGUGAUGGAAAGCAAGCUAUUCGAAAACAUUCCUUAGUUUUGGGAGAUUGUGCAGAGCCCAAGCAAAAAGUAAGGAGCAAGAGAUUCCUUAGCAACAAAAAAGCAAGACCUCUUUAUAAUCACUAUGCAAAUGGUUGUGGCUGGUGGGAUUGUGGCAUGGAAGGUGUUGACAGUGAAGAGGUAGGCUUUGGUGAAAUAUGGGAAGGGGUGGGCUCUACUACAUUUGGAGGAAUAGAGUGGCACUAAUUUCAUCCUUUUUGUUAUGGUAUGUUUGUAACUUCAUAUGUGCUAGACUAGAGAAUGAGAAUGCUUAUUUUAUUUCAAAUGCUCUUCAUUGUAUCUUCACAAGGCUGUCAUAAGCAUACUUUGGAUCUUGUAAGUUGUAACUUCAUAUGUUUGUUUAUUGUUUCUUUUUUUAUCAUUCAAGUCACUUAUUUAA
Jatropha curcas is the source of this 1038-nucleotide messenger RNA. Its product is annotated as RNA-binding protein. The record is from RefSeq and is a predicted model, not a curated record. NCBI's taxonomy places the organism in Eukaryota, Viridiplantae, Streptophyta, Magnoliopsida, Malpighiales, Euphorbiaceae.